Messenger RNA from Aedes aegypti (yellow fever mosquito), 5774 nucleotides. RefSeq names its product protein stum. Gene Ontology annotation, cellular component: sensory dendrite. The transcript has 11 exons. Bases 649 to 5394 code for a protein of 1581 amino acids. Lineage: Eukaryota; Metazoa; Arthropoda; Insecta; Diptera; Culicidae. The record is from RefSeq and is a predicted model, not a curated record. Gene Ontology annotation, biological process: taxis; sensory perception of mechanical stimulus; proprioception.
CAAAUGGGCCUGCAAUCAAUAUAAGAUGUGUGCGGAUCGCGUGGGCACUUUAAUUAGCCUAAUGGAUUGAUUUGGCGAAGCAAUCAAGUGCAGCGACAAGAAGUUACAACGCAGACCAGUAGCCUAUCCUUACAGCCGAAAGUGAAUGCAACACGCGAUUCUGGAACCAAGUGCAGCUUAGAUAGAAAUAAAUAUUUUCCAACAUUUUUCCUCCACAACCGCACAUUUAAUCGGGCCCUCUGGUGGUCGGUGAGCUUGUACCUAUAGGGGUGCCCCCAAACGGAACGGAAGUUAUCAAUCAAUCCCGGGGCAGGAGUGCCGUUUUGUGCAAGACGCUACUGGAGAAGAAUUUUAAAACGUAAAUUAGUGCAACUCUAAGUGUGCUCGCGAGUGAUAACUUUUGUGCUGGUUUUGUGGUUGGAGUUUGGGGGGCAUCGUUUGUGUGUUUGUGUGGGACAGAGACAGAGCUUGUCUUCCGAAAGAGAACGGUUCUCUGGUUCUGGUGGUGGUCGACAAUGGAUACUUAAAAUAGGACUGGAAGAUGGCUGACGACGUCAGGGAUUGACAGCGCCGCAACAUACACACCAGUCCCCACCAAUCGACAAACGGGCGUCAUCCGCCGGUAGAUUAGUGCCUCAGCGCCAUGCCAUGGGUAUGAACAUGUUCAGCCGGAACGAUGAGCGCUCGAACGCAACAGCCUCAGCUGGACAGUCGCGAUCGCGGUUCGACUUCUACUACAACAACAACACGAUCUCAUCACCGUCAUCAUCGGUGGAAAAUCAAGCUUACUCCGACAACCAGACCAGCCUUUUCGGGGACCCGGUCCUUCCGGCAACUCGCCAUGCCGAUCUACUGGAGGGCGGGGAUCUAUACCAGAACCUCAAGAACAACAUCGAACUGUACCAUUCGAAGCUGUACAACGAACAGGAGAAGCAACGGCAAGCUGAACGGGAUCGGAUGUUCAACCAGUUCACUGGCCAGCGAGGAUCGUCUUCGGCCACAACCAGCAGCAGCGGGGCAAAGGUUCCCUCGCUCAGCAAUACGAACGUGACCAACUAUGGGGAGGAUCCGGCGGCGCAGAAGUUUCAACGGACGCGGUCCGCCAAUUUAAACCUGGAUGCGAUUGGAAACCGACCCAACCUUCAGAACAUGGACCUGCUGAAGCACAACGAUUGGAUCAACUUUUCCGAGUACGAGUACAGCGACAGCCUGAUUCCGAAGACAUCGCAAGCGGUGGUCGACAUCCAGCAGUUCGCAAACAACAACCUGAACCGUACGAUUGAGAAUGGCGUCUUCCAGAACCCACGUGCAGCUGCCCUGAAGGCCCGUCGUAACUCCAUGAGUGACAACCUGUACGCUCCCUCUUCUAUCAGCGGGUACGAAAUGGUGGACAAACUAAAACCUUCGACCUUCACCAUCCUGGGUCAUGGUGUGACGGAUCCCCGGUUGUACGAUGGAUCGUCAAUGUACUUGGGCGGAUCGGACAUUACCAAUUCGGCGGAAGCCAUGAGUGAGUACGAACGGAUGUUGCGGUAUCACAAGCUCGAUGCAACGAAACCUAUUCUCACGGAUAAGAUCACAACCGGGUCCAAUUUUAGAGUUCCCGAAGGACGCCAACACAAGAAGCCUGCCUUUACAAUCAUCAACGAAAGCCUGCCCAAAUCGAACUCGUUCGACACCUCCACGGGACCGUUCCUGCCUUACUCAGCCAAACAACAGCUGCCUACGACCAGAAUCCUAUCUGCCAGCUCUGUUGGACAUAGUGCCUUCCUCAAUACCCGCGGCCGUCAGUUGAGCAUGACGUCCGACGAUCCGUUUCUAGCGUACCAACGUCGAUUCAGUAACGCUUCACAGGUUUCACCUACGUCCACAGGGAAACGUCGAAAGUCCGUUUCGAAGAAAAGCGCCGGUCACGGCAAAAAGUCCAAAAGUAAAACCGCCACCGCUAACGUACCGAAUCCCAACCGAAAGCAGAGAGGAGUGCUAGGUAUAUUCAACCGAGCGACUCCUUCACCUACCAAACAACCGAACCAUGUCAAAAGUGCCAAACUAGAAGUUAUCGCAGCUUCCGAUGACGGACAAUCGUCAACCACGCCGACUGAAACGACCGAUAUGAUCGAAAUCCCCGAGCAUCAGCUACGAAACUUGAAGAUGUUCUCCUACAAACCAUUUGCUUUACGGCCGACGCUCUCUCCUGUGCAAGACAAGAGUUCUAUGGAAAACUCGCAAAUCGACUUGAAGGAUACUUCGCCAGCCAAAGAGAAGGGUGGAUAUUUACGAACCCCAGUGUUCAACAUCCGUGGUUUGCUGUCUCCUGGGAAGUUCAAAAGCAAAGGUGAAUCACCCACUAGACCCGAAAAGACAGGUCUGUCAUCUGUGGGUGCAGCAAUGAAUGCAGCCAUGGCUGCCGCAGCUGUAGGAGACGUUAAGCGAGCGGAUAGCAAAGAACGUCAAGAACCACCGAAGCGAAGGGGAUUCAAUCUAGCCAGAGCCAUCAUUGACUAUGGCAAGAAAUCCGAUCAAGAAGAGGAGAAAAAGGCAAAACCAGAACCUCCGAAACCGAAACCGGAAGUUAAGCGGGACGGACGGCGGAAAGAUUCGGAAGGCAAUCGUGUGAAAGACAAGAAGGAAAGUCCAAAGAAGGCGACUCCCAAGAAGAAAGCGAAGACGAAAACCACGGCGAAGAAAGGCGGCGCCAAAGACGAUUACGAUGAUUACUACUACGAGGAAGACGAAAAACCAAAGCGUGGGAUGUUGAGAGGGGCGUUGAACCUAGCGUCGAGCUUGAGAGGUGGCAGUAAGAAAGGAACGACGAAAGAACCCCCAAAAGCCAGUCGGGUAGCGAGUGCAAAACGAGGAGGCCAGAAAAGUGCAACGAUGGGUGCAGGAAGUAGGGCAUCCGCAGGAGUCAAGAGUGGUAAAGCAAACGAAAGAACUAGCCAGCGUGCUGGAGAUAAUAGUGGGAAGGCGAUGCCCAAGGCAACUCCAAAAUCGGCAUCUGGUCCCAAGGGAAAACCGUUGAGGCGAAGCAGUUCGACUAGCGCCCUGAAUGUAGAUAGCGUUAAGAAAUUGAAUCGAUUGUACGAGAAGAAUGCAAAGGCGGGCGAUCGCAACGGGAAAAUGCUGAAGGGAGACAAGAAAACCCGACAAUCAUCCGACAGUCUGCUGAAGAAGUCUGACAGUAGAGGAGAACUGAAACAAAAGACUGGAAUCAAAUCGGCUACGGAGAAGGAAAUCGUGAAACGGGACUCGGAAAAGUCCUUGAAGAAGAGUGAUAGCAACAAAUCCAUACUAAAAUUGGGCAAGAAGAGUGACUCGAAGGGGUCCCUGCACGGCAAACGAUCCGAUUCGAAGACCAGUCUCCAUCAGACUGAAGCAAUGGCAUCGAUGGCAGCAGGCUCGGUAGCGGCGGCCAUGGAGUUUGCAGGUAACAGCGGAGGGCCCAAAUCGGAUGCAGAGUCGCUGAAAGCUGCUCUGAAUACGUUGAAUGAGGCGACCGCUGAUAGCGGAAUGAGAUCCACCAAGGUUACGCCCACUCCCCAUAGGAAGCUGCAAAGUAAAGGAUCCUUGUUAAGUUUACUAAGCAUGAAAAGCACUACCCGUAAAGCGCACGAUGUCGAGGCUGGAAUGGGAGAUUCCGGAGGAAAGGAUUCACGUCCCGGUACGGCACAAACAGGUGUAGGCCGGUUGAAGUCAGCAUCCGUGAGAAACAUGUCCGCGAAACCGGGUACUCCUACCGGAACAGAAGGGGAGUUUGGAUCGCAAGGCAGCAUUCGAGAGAAGCCAGGCAGUACCAAACCUCAGCGGAGGGGUAUGCUGAGUAAAACCAAUAGUUCAAUUUCAAUGAAGAGCAUCGUCCAUGCUCGAUCGUUUAUCAACAUUCGGCCAUCGUCGAAGACCGAUGAUAUGAAGAAGAUCGAUUCGAUGCCUCAGAUGAGCAAAGUGCAGGAAGGAUCCCAAGAGCAAGACGAUGCCGACGAAGGAUUGACCAUGGCAAUGAGAGGAGGAGGAGGAGGAGGAACCAUGACGACGGCCUCAGCAACGCAUACGAUGACAGUGGCCGGAGUGGGAGAGGGUGAGAAAGUUUCCAACGAGUACAACGAACAGCGAGCUAAAGGACAAUCGCCGGAAACGGGUGCCGGACAGGGCGGCGGCAGUUCGAAGAUGAUGGGAAAUGAAUCAAGUGCCAACACCGACUCGAUGAUGAUGCAGCGACAUCAGGGCGAGGAGGAUAACAGUGACGAAUUUAACGAGACUGGAAAAUCGAAAUGUUGUACCUGCUGUGGGCCAUGCUGGACCAAGACGUGCCUUCCGUUUAAGCGCUGCUUCAGCUGUAGUUCCUGCUGUGGCCGGUGCCGGAGCAAGAAAGGCGGCGCCAACAAUUCCCAUCCGAAACCGAAAGUGGACGCCAAGCCCCGACCAUCCUGUUGGCAACGGUUGAACUGCUGCCGUAGCUGUCGGCGGUCGAAAACGUCCCCGGCGGAAGCGCAACCCCCGGCGGCCACUCCGAAGAAAUCCUGCUGGCAGUCGCUGAGUUGCUGUGCCAGCUGCCGCCGGAACAAAUCCCGUGAGUUGGUGCCCCGCUCGUCGAUCGACAGCGAACCGGAAGAGAAGCCCUCCCGAUGCCGGUCCUGCUGGAGCCGACUGCUGUGCUGUAGCCGAUUUCGCAAGGGCAACAAGGUGGUCCAACGCCACAAGAUGCAGCCGGACCCGGCCGAGAUGGAAACGGUCAAGUGUUGCUUCUGCUUCAAGCGGACGCGACCCAAGAAGCAGGAAAAACCAAAGAAGCCCAAGCCUAAGGUUAAGUCCAGUUUCAACUGUCUGAGCUGUUGCAUCAUGUGCUGUCCGAAGAAGGGCGACAACGGAAGUCGGAGGACGAGCAACUUCAGCAAAAAGCAGAGUAUAGCGCCGACGAUACCUCCAGAGGAUCUCCGUCCGAAAAUCGACAUGUCCUUGGUGGAGCACUCAUCCAUGAUGCGAGGCGCCAUCCCAGUACUUCCAAUUUGUUUGGCUUACUUUUGUUUGAUUCUCAACGUUGUGAUACCCGGCUCGGGGACCAUCCUGUCCGGAGCGCUGUGUCUCUGCAUUGGAAAGCCACGUUUUUCGCAGCACGACUCGAUCAAGGGUCGCAUCGGAUCGUUCAUCAUCAACUGUAUUGUGGGAGUGUCGCAGUGCUUCACCAUCAUCUUCUGCGUCGUCGGGUGGGGCUGGGCCAUCUGGUGGGGAACCAUUAUGGUGCGAUUGGCAAAACAACACCAAAAGAUUCUGGAGAUGGAAGCUGCGCAGCAGGAAGGCGAAGAGCAGACGACCCUAUCGCAACAAACGGGAGCUUCCAAUCCACCCGUAGCACUGGUUUCACAAAAUCACCGCCGAGACGUGGAAACGGGUCGAUAAGUGAACCCCUCCAACCCCAACCUAUGUAAUUCCUAAUCCUUACACCGCAAUCCCACUUCCUACUAACCUGCACGAAACACCACCUUACCGAGUCUAUCCACGGGAACGGGACCACAUCCGCCCUCCCCCCAAGUGGAUGAGUUGAUCUGAUUGAGCAAACAUUUUUGUAACAUAUUUUUGAACGCGAAACAACUUGGUUGGAACCUGGUAACGAUUGGCCAGAAGCAGAGCUUCGGCCGUCGGAUUUUUUAUGUAACUUUCUACUGUUGAGCUUACGGUGUAAUGUACGUUUCCAGAACGCAGAGGACGAAACAGAUGAUGAUUUGUUAGAAAGAAUGGGAAAAAUAAAGUUAUGUCUUUUCACAUUUUACAUUGCAGAA